This is a messenger RNA of Cyprinodon variegatus (sheepshead minnow), 977 nucleotides long. RefSeq names its product CD82 antigen-like. The annotation marks the transcript as partial. NCBI's taxonomy places the organism in Eukaryota, Metazoa, Chordata, Actinopteri, Cyprinodontiformes, Cyprinodontidae. The record is from RefSeq and is a predicted model, not a curated record. Gene Ontology annotation, cellular component: membrane. The transcript is spliced from 8 exons.
CAGACGGUCCAGGAAGUCUGGACCUUAGAAGGAUUUCAAACCCAAACCUGCUGCCGUUGGUCAGGAUGGAGCUGGAGGUGAAGAUCGAGCUGCUCAAGUUCUGCUUUGGGGUUUUAAACUCCAUUUUCCUGGUUCUGGGUCUGAGCGUUAUGGGUUGCGGAAUCUGGAUCCUCUUUGACACCGGAAACUUCCUCCAGGUUCUCUCCUCCGAGGAGCUUCGUGUGGUGGCAUCAGGCCUGUUUAUGAUCGGCGGCGUGGUGGUGUUGAUCAGCCUCACCGGAUGUGCUGGAGCCACCAUGGAGAAAAGGUUCAUGCUGCUGGUGUACCUGGGAUUCCUCAUUGUUCUGGUUCUGGGUCAGUUGUUUGUGACUUUCCUGCUCCUUUUUAAUAGAAGCAAGAUUGAGAAAAGUUUGACAGAGUCUGUGGAUCAGAUCAUCUUCCAGUACGGGAACAGCAGCGACAGCAGCGGCAGCAGAAUAAUGGACAGCAUUCAGCAUUCGGCGAAGUGCUGUGGCUACAAAGGUCCUGCUGACUGGCUCAACAACAGCUUCAUUAAAACUCUGAACCUGACGAGUCCGGUUGUGGCGCCAUGUUCCUGCUUCAGUUACGUUCAACCCGGUGGUUUCAACUCGUUCUGGUGUUCGGCAAACAGCUCGUUCUCUGGGCUGGGGAUUAAAAAUGGAAGUAAACUUUUUACUCAGAACUGCAUUGAGACGAUCGGUAGUUGGCUGCAGGGGAACUUCCUGACAAUCAUCGCAAUGGAUGCAAUCCUCAUUCUGCUGCAGAUAGCUGAAGUUUCCGUCGCCGCAUAUCUGUUCCGCAUGUUUGGGAAAAAACUUGUGUUAAAGAAAAACAAAGCGCUGCUCGAUCAAAGCCCCGACCCCGAGGACUCCUCCCCUGACAGCGGACUACAGAACCAGGCCUUCGCUGCCAAUGAGGACCCUACAGACCCAAACUACAUACCUGCUGUAGACCCC